Molecule: messenger RNA, 2015 nt
Organism: Centruroides sculpturatus (bark scorpion)
Lineage: Eukaryota; Metazoa; Arthropoda; Arachnida; Scorpiones; Buthidae
Product: resistance to inhibitors of cholinesterase protein 3-like
Exons: 7
Coding region: 1-1167 (388 amino acids)
Biological process (GO): synaptic transmission, cholinergic; protein localization to cell surface
Cellular component (GO): intracellular membrane-bounded organelle; neuron projection; neuronal cell body
Source: RefSeq, a predicted model, not a curated record
AUGACAGCUCCAAGAAUUUUUAGGUCCACUCUGUCCCCAAUACAUCAGACCUCAUCCCUCACCAAUUGGUUGCCCUCAUUGUGGGCCACGCUGAAGUUGAUAAGCUCCAAGAGUUUUUUCACGAGUGGUAAGUCCGAGCCUUUUCCACAUCCUUCUGCAAGGCAUCCACCUAAACCUCAACCAAAAACUGGAGGUGCUAUGAGUAUUAUUAUGCCCAUAUACACCAUCGGUAUAGUGGUCUUCUUUUUAUACACUGUUUUAAAACUCGUUUUCAAGAAACAGUCACCAGAUGAUAAAAAACCAUUGGUUAAAGAUUUCCAUAUGGAUCCGGAAUAUCAUAAAUAUGUACUUAGAGAUGAUUAUACCGAUAAGAAAGACAAGAAGAAAGAAACUGUAAAUAUUCAAAACUCGGAGAGUACAGAUAAAACCAUUGACGAGAAAGAUGUUUCAAAAAUGAGUGAGAAGGAUUACGAAAUCUACCAAUUGCGUAAACGAUUACAAGAAAUGGAAGCAACGAUGGAACGCAUUGUUAGCCACAUGGGUCAAGUGAGUGACUGCAUCGCCUCGAACAUAAGUGCAAAUAUUCAAGCUGCAAAUCUCGCUAAAUCCAACAUUGCUGCUGCCAAUUCUACACUAGAAAAUGGAAAAAAUGAAAAUAUAAAGAAAGAAAGAGAAAUCACUCCAAUUAAUAUAAAUGAUAUAACAGAAUGCAGAGAACGGAUACAGAAUUUAAAAACUUCCGAUCUUAGUCCAAGCAUAGACAGUUACGAAAUUUUAGGAAAUUCGCUUCCGCCAACACCCUUAGAGGAAAUAGGACCCGUUAGGUUCGUCUCUUCGGAUACAAGAUCCUUUCAAAAUCUCGAAACCAGUAGAAAUUCCCUUCAUCCGGAAACAAAUGACGUAGCUUCUUUCGAUAGGGAAUCUAGUGUUGCGAGUGAAGCUUCUAGUUUCGAACUGUUAUGCCACAGCAGAGACACCCGUAGUGCUAGCCCAGAAGAGAACGGGCAGAAAGAUGAAGAAUUCAUCAAGAUGGGAAAGGCAGAUAGCGUGGGAAGUAUCGACAACAUCAGCCUCGAUCAGUUUCCCGCGGAUGGUCCGCUUUCCGACCACCAGGAGGAUAACCUUGAUUCACAAGCAUCGAAUACAUCUUUUUCCAGAAAUAAAUAAUUAAAAUAGAAUGACACAUAUUUUUAGCAAGCUUUCAAAUAGUACAAAUAGUAUUUAAAUAUUAAAAUCUAUAACUUUAGAAUUAAGAAAGUUAAAUGUUCUUUGUUAAAGAAUAAUGCAGUCAACUCUCAAAAACUUGAAGAGCUUUCAUUUUAUUGAAUCGGUAUGCAUUCCAAAUUUUGUUCGGUCCAUUGUGUUUUUUUAAUGGUGUAUUAGUUAUUACGAAUAAUAAAUCAACUAACAAAUUCACCGGAUAGUUUAGCAGUUACAAAUAUGAAGAAUAGAUUUUGAAAAUUUGACCAGUUUCCUUAAAUACUAUCAUCAUUAGCAGAAGAUGAAAUUGCAGAUUUUUGAGAAUUGACUGUAAAUUUAAGAUGCAAAUCUGUGAUUUGUAUCAGGUUGUGAAGAUAAAAUAUGUAAUUUUUAUCUUAUAAUACAUUAUACAAUUAAAAAACAAAACUUUAAACUUAAACACGAUAAGCAGAUAUGCAUGGAACUUUGCAUCUAUUCCAAGCAUUUACGGAACAUAUAAAUAUAAAUACGAUAUUUCGCUCAGAACAAAAUUGCAGAUCUGUGCCAAAAUUCUUCUACUUAUAAAACUAAUUACUUUUAACAAAUAUUUAUAAAAAAAAAUAUAUAUAUAUAUAUUUGACUUCUACACCAUAUCAAUCUCUAACUCAAGGUUUCCAUUUCUAUAUAGUGUAUACUACCUAACUAGAAAGUAGCAUAAUACAAAAACAAUAUACUUUUUUGGAGAAAUUUACAAAAAUGCAUGUGUUGUAUACACAUUUUAGGAUGUGAUGUCAGUCGGAUGGUUCGAGAAACCUCAGAAUGUGCAAUUGUACAAA